Botrytis byssoidea is the source of this 2322-nucleotide messenger RNA. RefSeq lists its product as uncharacterized. NCBI's taxonomy places the organism in Eukaryota, Fungi, Ascomycota, Leotiomycetes, Helotiales, Sclerotiniaceae. Bases 1 to 2322 code for a protein of 773 amino acids. The record is from RefSeq and is a predicted model, not a curated record. The transcript is spliced from 4 exons.
AUGCUGCUCUCACCGACCCUUUAUCAGAAGAAAUAUGGCGUCCCUCCGACCCCUAUAGCCAUUAUUAUCGGCUCACAUCGCAGCGGACUCACCCCAAUAUCUGCAUACGACCUUACCAAUCCGUCUGCCAACGCCUCCCGUGAAGAACGAACAGCCUACCGACAAUCCAGAUUAUGUGGAUACACAUCCCAACUUCUAGUUGAUCUUGAUGUUGUCUCAUUGAGGUCAUUAACUAUCCCAGAAGAUUCAAAUCCUAUCAAUCCAACAAUGCAAAGAAGCAGAUGGUUUGAAACAAGUGAUCUAGUUCUUCCAAUAAGUAGUUCAGAGGCAGAAGGAAUUUCAUGGACGGCGCAAAAUCCUCUCAUUUGGAAGCAUCUUCAACUGUAUCUAAAACUCGCUUCGAGAUUGUUGACGAGAAUGCAUUUAGACCCUUUUGUUCAAGCUUUACUACUCGGAAAUACCGAGACAAUUCCGAUUGAAGAAUUCAAGUCUCAAGAUGUAUUUCGUUUCGGUCCUGGAAUCCAAAAGCUUUUCAAACGCUUUGAUCCCCUGGCAUACGAUUCGAAAAAUGCUUUUCGAACAAGACAAGAAUUAAAUCGCAUCGGAAAGAAAAUCCUGAUGCGCCAUUAUACGCUGGGAUUUGGUGUUGAUGAGCCUGCCAAAAGCCAAGGUGAUGAAGGAAUGGAAUCAUCUGCUCCUCUGAAACAAAGCUUCGUUGCAGUUUCCACAUACAACCGUCAAAAUAUGACAAUAGUCACUAAGUAUAACGUAUACAGCUUUAGAGUGCUAACGAAUCCCAACUUGUCUAACGCAGAAAGGCUUUCUGAGGAAUGGUAUGUGGCAACAUCAAUGUAUCAUGAAUUUAUGCAUGUGCUUGGCUAUGCUAAGGAAUCCACAUCCGAUGGAGACUCUCUCAAAGAGGAAAUAAAGGAAGCGGUUUCUCAUGGUGCACUUUACGAGCCAAUGUGGCGUCGAGAACAAAAGUCUGAACUUGGAUGGGCAGGCGAGGCUUCCAUGUUUGGAGGCACACAUUCCAAAAUACUGUACAAUAAAAUAACGAAUGGACCUGGCUUGGGAAGCACUCUAGAUCCAUGGCCAGAAUACGACGCAGCAAAGCAUGGUGAUACACCUCAGCUUUUACUACCCUUGGGCUCAAGAUGGGCAUCUCCUCUGCCUAUAUAUAUGCAUACUCAAUUUCGAUCAGAGGACUUCUGGUCGUUAUAUGCCAGAAAAUAUGAGUUAUUCCACCCUGUGAAUUCGAUAGGCUAUGCACAUGCAAUCACCAUCGAAGAUGACUAUGCUAAAGAAAUUGACUAUCAAUACAAUGUUGUUCUUCCGUCUGAUUUCAACGGAUAUUUAUCGCCAGUGUCAGUCAUCACCCCCACCCUACAUGGGGUUUCGAAACCGAGUGAAUGUACUUAUGCAGAAUACCUCUUGUUGAAUCGAGAUGGGAGAAUGGACAAAGCCAAAACUCUUCGAAGUCGUCUUGAAAGAUUUCGCGAUUUGUUUCAUGAAAUCAAUGCAACUAUGCAUCAACAAUCCAAAACACUCAUGGAUUACGCGUGGUUAUAUGCAUACUUUGAAGAGCCACCAGAGCCAGAGUAUGAGGAAGCAGAGUAUGAGAAUGGUUUUGAGAAAUGGCUUGAUAAAUGGACUGAAUCUUUGAACAAACUCACUGAAGCCUUGGAUGCCUGCCUACAGAAUUUCGAUAUUAGCAUUCACAGACUCACUGUCUGGGAAACAGCCAUUAAAUCCAGCUUAUAUAGCGACAGGUACCAUGAAGAGGAAAUCAAUCAAUGUAUCAAUCUCAAAAAUUUCGGAGUAAAUCUAUUGGAGCUUAUCGAAUCACUUAAAUUCAUAGAAGGAGAAAAUGAUAGGAAUUUACAAAGGUACUAUAAUGAUAGCGUCGAUACCUACUGGGCCAGUCGCAGAAGGCUCUCCCCUGAAUGCAAUUACGCGACUGUCAUUGCGGACAAUGCGUCGAGUGCACAAAAGAACAAAGCUGUCUUUGAAGCAAAAUUACAAAGAGCUCGAGCGCCCCUAGCAUAUAUGGACAUCGCUUCAUUCGAGCCAUUGUGUAAUCAGUUGCUCCAUGAUGAUCUUGGAGCUGCUCUGAAACCAGCAUUGAGAGCAGAGCUCUUUACACUGCUAACGAAAUGUACGAGUUUCCAUACAGGGAAAUUGACUGAAUAUGCGCGGGGAGCGAGGAAAGCACUUCUCUGGCUAACAAGGGAUCCGACAGCGUCAGAUGAAGAAAAGCAGUCGGCAUUGGAUAAAUGGGACGAGCUUCAAGAGUACAUAAACGAAGCUAAAAAUUUGUGA